Molecule: messenger RNA, 741 nt
Organism: Suhomyces tanzawaensis NRRL Y-17324
Lineage: Eukaryota; Fungi; Ascomycota; Pichiomycetes; Serinales; Debaryomycetaceae
Exons: 1
Coding region: 1-741 (246 amino acids)
Source: RefSeq, a predicted model, not a curated record
AUGACGAAGCAAACCGACAGAGAAGUGUCCACUCAAGCCAAAGAGCCCGAACACCCUCCUGUAGCACCAAAACAGGACAACAGGAAUUUGUGCAACCACUUGCACGAAUACGCAAUGGUCAGAGCGGUUAGUGAUUCCAUCCAUGCCUUCCCACUUUAUCACGACAUUGUAUUGAAAUGGUCUCCUACUGCAGCGGCUAUUAGGGAAACCCAACCGCUAAAGCUUGUUUUGGAUCAAGGCGACAAGAUUGGCCAUGCCGUGUUGACCAAGAUGGACCAGUUGGUUCCAUCGUUGAAGACCAUCGAGUCUCGAGACGUAACCGAGCCAAUCCUCAAGCCGGUACAAGUUGCAAUCACAAGCGUCCAGAAUUCUGUGGACUCAGCCAAGAAGGGCGUCAACAAUACUAUUGUCGAGCCGAUCCAAACGAUGGCCGUGAACGUCAAGCUGAAGGUACAAACCACGCUUACAGAUUCGACAGGCAAGUGUGUGAUCACGUCCCUGGUCGACCCAGUAGUCGGACCCAUCAAUUAUAAUUUGGAGCACCUUGUAGAGUCCUACUCACCUCAAACAAGAAAGGUUGCAAAAGAUGGGUUCUCCAGUGAGAUUUCGAGAACUAUUGAAUUGUUCAAAAAUAUCGCCACAAGAUCCAAAGAGUCUCCACAAGUCCUUUCAGGUCAUCAGUUACCUUUGAUUGAUUCCCUUGCUCGAGAUGAACCUGCGCAAGGAAGUAACUCCAACUAA